Molecule: messenger RNA, 2396 nt
Organism: Cuscuta epithymum
Lineage: Eukaryota; Viridiplantae; Streptophyta; Magnoliopsida; Solanales; Convolvulaceae
Source: the annotation of a GenBank genome assembly
UGGUACCAGUAGUCCAAUAGUGUAGUACUCAUGGAAGAACACCCCACCCUUACCAUGUGCUCAACAACUAUCUGGAAGAUUCAAAAACACACACGCCCACAUCUCUCCUUGAUGGAAUGCUGCUCAACUAUGAAACAGCUCAUGGAAUUCCAUGCCCAUUUCAUCUCAAGUGGCCUCUCCACUCAUCCCGCCGUUCUUAGCUCCCUCAUAUCCUUCGCUUCACUUUCUCCCGCCGGGGAUUUAGAUUACGCCCGUUGUCUUCUCUCCCGCAUAAGAGAACCCAAUUCGUUCCUGUUCAAUACAGUCAUAAGAGGAUAUGCUUCAAGCUCCCAUUCGGCCCCCGCUAUCGUUCUCUACAAUUCCAUGCUCAGAUUUCCUGUGUGUUGGUGAAACUAUACACUGUUCUGUAACCAAAUGCGGCCAUUUUCCCGAUCUUCACAUAGCCAACUCGCUAUUAAAAAUGUACGCUGGUUUCGGGUUGUCACAACUGGCACGCAAGCUGUUCGACGAGAGUUCCCAACCGGAUGUGGUUUCUUGGAACGUCAUCGUGGACGAUCUUUGCCGAAACACUUGCUUUCGUGAGGCUAUGUGUGCCUUCUUCAAGAUGUGUAAACAUGGUGAUACUCAGCCUAAUUCCGUCACGUUUCUCUCACUCGUCUCUUCUUGCACAAAGGAAAGUGAUUUGAGUACUGGGAAAAUGAUACAUUCCCACAUAAUAGUAACAAUAGGAGUUAACAUCAGCAAAAACCUUGGAAACUCGUUGCUUGACAUGUACUGCAAGUUUGGCGAUUUAGUGUCGGCUGAGAAGAUAUUCAACAAAGUGCAAGUGAGGACACUAUUUUCAUGGACAUCACUGCUAGAUGGUUACCUGCUAAAGGGUGACCUCAAGAGCGCUGUGGAAAUUUUUCAUCAUAUGCCUGUAAAGGAUACGACUGCCUGGAAUGUCAUGCUCUAUGGUUUCAUUGAGGCUGGUGAAAUCAAUUCAGCUGAAAAGAUUUUCCGAGAAAUGCCAGAAAGGGAUUUAGUGUCCUGGAACAGUAUGAUUCUCGGAUAUGCCCAUAACAACAAUACAAAAAUCCAGUCUUUGCAUUUGUUCAAGGAAAUGCUGCGUGUGGGUGUGAAGCUCGAUAAGAUCACUCUACUCGGUGUGUUUUCUGCUUGUGGGGGUUAUACAGGGAAAACACCUUUUCUCGGUGAAGUGAUCCAUUGUCAUAUGGAGAAACAGAACAUAAAGGGAGAAGAAGUAGAGACGGCUUUGAUGGAUAUGUAUUCCAAACACGGUGCUAUCCAGAAAGCAAUAAAAGUGUUUGAAACUAUAGCGAGGAAGUCAGUGCUGGCUUGGACCGUCUUGAUCCUGGGACUAGCUAUGAACAGUCUUGCAAAUGAAGCCCUAAGUUACUUCCACCAAAUGUGUGAGGCAGGAGUAAAGCCGAAUGGAGUCACCUUUUUAGGCGCUUUGUGCGCCUGCAGUCAUGCAGGUUGGCUGGUUGUUUGUUAAAAGUAGCCCACACCUCUUAUUCACCAUAUACGAACUGGGACUCUCUGGCCUUAUUAUUUGGGUUUCAAAGUCUUGUGGAAGAAGGCAAAGAGUUGUUCAGAGCUAUGGUAGAGAUCCAUGGAAUGACACCGAGGUCAGAGCAUUGUGGCUGCAUGGUGGAUCUUUUUGGGCGAGCUGGUUUGCUGGAGGAGGCAGAGAAGCUCAUUCAAUAUUUUCCACCUGCCAUAGCUGAUGAUGCUUCUGGAACUUGGGGAGCACUUUUUGGGGCUUGUAGAAUGCACGGAGAGAUAGGAAUGGCAGAAAAAAUUGCCAAAAAACUGAUAGAAAUCGAUCCAUAUCAUUCAGGCAGAUAUGUUAUUCUCUCCAAUAUCUAUGCUUCCGAAAACAGAUGGUGUGAUGCUGACAAGGUGAGGAGGAGGAUGAAGGCGUCGGGUGUUCAGAAAAUACCUGGCUUCAGCCUGAUCGACCUCAAAUCAGUUUCCUAAUUUUAUAUUGAUUCUCCGUUUGGAGUCUGGUAAUAAAUACUUAAGAAAAGAAAAUAGGAAGGGGCAUUUGGAAGGGAAGAAAUUUGAGGGAAAAAACAUGAGUCAAAUCUGACUCGUAAAGUUUUAGAUUUAUUUGUUCAAGCUCUUUCUAUUACUAAAAAAAUAUAAAUAUUUGUCAAAUAAAUAACGAUCAGUUCUGUUACAUAUAUUUAAGUAUCUUAGUGUUAUUUGUUUUGUGCAUAAAAAUUAAAUUGAACACUAAACAAAUAUCUGCAAUGAAUCUGUAGAGUGAUAACAAGUCUUUGCUAUUUCUUGUGCUACUUAAUUCUUCCCUACUAGUAGUUUUUUACUUUUUUUAUUACACAAAAAACACAUCUAUUGUUUUAAUAGUAAAGUUGAGUUGUGAAUUGCUG